This is a messenger RNA of Aaosphaeria arxii CBS 175.79, 369 nucleotides long. RefSeq names its product histone H3. NCBI's taxonomy places the organism in Eukaryota, Fungi, Ascomycota, Dothideomycetes, Pleosporales. Gene Ontology annotation, molecular function: structural constituent of chromatin; DNA binding; protein heterodimerization activity. The transcript has 2 exons. Bases 1 to 369 code for a protein of 122 amino acids. The record is from RefSeq and is a predicted model, not a curated record. Gene Ontology annotation, cellular component: nucleosome.
AUGCCUCGCGUCGAGCAAGACAAUCCAGCCCGGCCUAGAGGGAAGGGGGCCACGAAGAAUCAAGCAAGCGAUGCCGCUCCAAAAACCCAGAAGGCGGCCCAUGUCAGCCGAAAGAGACGCUUCAGGGCAGACAGUAAAGACAGAACAAUCAAACGGUGCCCCGAAGCUGCCGGGCUACUCAUUCGGAAGCGUCAGUUCUCGUACUUUGUCCGCGAAGUCAUCGAGAAAAGGUGGAAAGAUCUGCACGUCCAGCGCUCGGCUCUCGAAGCUCUUCAUGAGGCUGCUGAGGCUUUCAUUGUUGGCUAUUUUGAAGGUAUAAAAGUACAACUUGAUUGGUACUGUAUAUGGGAAACUAACUGGCGAGUAUAA